AACCUUUUCCACUGGCUUGUGGAUUCCACAUGUCGUGGGUUGUGUUGUUUUCUGGUUUUCCUUUGCUCGCUCUUUUCCUUGGUUUUCAACAUCGCUUCUCUCUCCUUUUGUUCUUGUUCGUUAAGAGCAAGCUCCAUUUGAUUUUUCUUCUUUGUUUUGGUUUUUGGGUUUUGGGUAUCUUAUUUUAAAACAGAAAGGUGAAGAUGGGUGACAGAAAUAUUGGGGUGGCCAUUGAUUUCUCGGCAUGCAGCAAGAGUGCAAUCAGGUGGGCUUCUGAGAAUCUAGUGAGAGAAGGAGACCAUCUCAUACUCAUCAAUGUUCAAGGGAGCGUUUACUACGAGCAAGGAGAGAUGCAGCUGUGGGAGACCACUGGCUCUCCCUUUAUUCCACUGAGUGAAUUCAGUGAUCCAAACAUAAUGAAGAAAUAUGGUGUGCAACCUGACAUAGAAACUUUGGAUUUGCUUAAUUGCAUUGCUAGACAAAAGAAGGGGAUAACAGUUGUAUCAAAGAUAUACUGGGGAGAUGCUCGCGAAAAGAUUUGUGAGGCUGUUGAGGAUAUCCCAUUGCAUAGUCUUGUUAUAGGGAACAGAGGACUUGGUAAACUUAAAAGGGCUCUUCUGGGAAGUGUCAGCAAUUAUGUCGUCAACAAUGCAUCUUGCCCUGUGACUGUUGUGAAACAUUUAGAACCUGAAACCGAAAAGUCAAUUUAGCACUUCAGAAUAGCUUGCCCAAUGUCAUUUUCUGGUCAAUCACCCUAUGAAAAUCCACCCAUUAAGUUCUUAUGUUUGCUUUGUGUUUGUAAAUGGUAUAUGAAAUUGUACUCUACUCUGGCCUAGAAGACAGAUUUCUCAGUGUAUGAAAUUUCGGUAACUAUCUGCUGUAUAUGCUGUAUUUGUAGAACAUUGCCACCAUGGCGUCUGGUAUCUGUAAAGUUCAUGAAACGAAUAAAUUGAGAAUAAUUUGAUUUGUUUCUAACUA
Messenger RNA from Amborella trichopoda, 978 nucleotides. Its product is annotated as universal stress protein A-like protein. NCBI's taxonomy places the organism in Eukaryota, Viridiplantae, Streptophyta, Magnoliopsida, Amborellales, Amborellaceae. The record is from RefSeq and is a predicted model, not a curated record.